CACUAAUUGGCGGCCGUUGAAUCCAAGAAUCAAUAUAUCAACAGAAGUAAACGAUUACUUUAAUCAUACAUAUGGAAAUAACGUAAUUGUAAAAAACGAAACGAACGAUGAGUUUCCGAAUGGCACCUAUGAGAUGUCCAUACUGUACGGCAGUCCGGACUUACAGGAAAUUUUGAAAAUGUCAGAAAUGAUCGGUAAAAAAAUCAUGCCUGCAAUACUAACGUUAAUCAUCAUAUUCGGAGUAUUAGGGAAUCUACUCGUGAUUUGCGUUAUACUUAGGGAUAAAUUUAUGAGGAAUGGAUCUUACCUGAUGUUCCUAAAUUUAGCAAUGGCAGACAUGCUGUACCUUGCUAUUUGCCUCCCUGCUUCUAUCUCUGAAUCUGUGCGGAGUCGUUGGAUCCUAGGGGAAACCAUGUGUAAAAUUGUACAUUUUACAGUUGAUGUCUCUGUGUACGUGAGUAUUUACACCUUGGUGCUGAUUUGCCUUGCGAGGUUCCUUGCGGUUGCGUUUCCGGUACAAUUUUCCAGUUCACAGACCCUGUCCUGCUCAAUCACCGCAUGUGCAGUAGUUUGGAUAGUUAUGUUGGCUGCAAACAUUCAAGUUCUCAUCCGAGCUAAACUGCAACCCAUUCGACCUGACCUACCAAACAGCGACGAGGUGCAUUGUUUCAAAACAAAUAGUGAUGAUGAAACGAAAAAAGUAGUUCUACAUUUUUUCAUAUUUGCUUACGCCUUGCCACUGGUCUUCAUCACUGUUUUAAACGGUAUCAUCUUUCUUCACCUCCAGAGUGCCGCCACAGGUGAUUACUUGAGCCUGGCCACAAGGAAGCGUAGAAAAAGAUUUCGACAGCUUGUCAUACUCGUUAUUAUUGGCUUUGCGGUCUGCUGGGGUCCUAUCAAUAUAAUGGGAAUGAUCCAAACACAUGGCUCUGUUCAUAUGUCUCGUGUUUGGACGAUUCUUAACACGGUAUCUAAUUGUAUGGCCUACGCUAACUCUAUGAUCAACCCCAUAUUCUAUAACAUUGGGUCGUCGGAUUUUAGACGGGCCUUCAAAGACCUGGUACAAAAAUGUCGCUCGUGCGGAUGUGAGAGCUCUACUGAAAGUAACGUCCUGGUUGUUGUUGCGACUGUAAAUAAAGACAAAGCGCGAAGUAGUUCCGACAAUCCAAGUGAUCUAGGAAUGGCGUCCAGCUCAGUGCCUAGCAGGGUCUCAAUGCCUACGCUUUCCAGUACAUCAGUUUAAUAUGAAGACUGAAUAUACCAUAUUCACGGUGUAUAACCCAAACGCUCCUACAUGCACGACGGAGCGUUUCAUUACUGAAAUUAAACAAAGAAACGCUCCGAAGUAGGAAAACUGGCUGGCGGGAAUGAUGAGCCGUCUGACGAUUUCCCCAAUAAUGGGAAUAAGAGGUAUGAGUUACAUAUUUCGAGUAUACCAUUCGAUGGGUGUGAUAUUCAUGUUGUACUUGGCUGGCUGUUGACGUUUGAAGCAAUUAGGAAGAGCUGUACGAAGCAGUAUAGUUAUCAAAAUCCAAAAACGUAUUUGUCAUUCUACCGGUCAAAACCCCUUUUGUCGAUAUAUGUGAUUAGUUGAGCCAAGAUUAGAGCACCAACGUUUAUUUUAGUCAAAUUCCAAUGCUUCAACGCACCAUACAUUAUCGUAAUAGUGAUUUGAUGACCGAAAAUCCAGUCUUAAAAAUGAUGACAUUCUCAUAUUCAAGAAACGCUCCGAUCUGGUUAACACAGUGAACUGGAAACGCUCCGGUAGUCUAGAUCUGUUUAGGAAAUAUAUAGCUUGCCUUUCCUUUUCAGGAAGAGAAAGAAAAGAUCUAUUAUACCCCUUGGCAUCAAAAGAAGAAAGAUUAAUUCACAUAUAAAUUUUCUUUUUUUUAUAGUUUUAUGAUUUAGCACACAUGUAGGCAUGACAUCAUCUAAUGUAGGCUUAAAUCAGCUAGUUGCACGUUUAGCACCACCAGGUUCAGAUGUUUCAAUUUGCCUAACAAGUACAACACGAAUUUGAGAGAAAGAUUCGAUUCGGAACUCUUCUCUAAUAAUCUGAAAAUGAUAUCAAAACAAAAUGGUAAGAGCGUUUCUAUAAUUGUGCUCUAAAUCGACGGAGCGUUUCGAGGAAAACAAGCGAUUUCUUGAGAACAAGUAAUGCAUUUGGACUGGGAUUUUAGGAAAUGAGAAUAUACGAGUUUGUGAUCUACUACUUUAACAGAAAGAUUAACGUUUUCAUAGAAAUACUAGUUUAAUUCGUAAUUUGUGGUCAAAUCGUCAUCUUCAGAUUCGUUCGAUCUACACUACGGAGCUUUGAUCAAGC
This is a messenger RNA of Owenia fusiformis, 2323 nucleotides long. The record is from the annotation of a GenBank genome assembly. NCBI's taxonomy places the organism in Eukaryota, Metazoa, Annelida, Polychaeta, Sabellida, Oweniidae.